GUCGUCAUACCAAGUCUUCAUACAACCCCGGAUGGAUGUAUAUUAUAGAUCGAUUCUAUCGAUUAAACUACCACAAUUAUCCACUAAGAUAGAAGAUAAUGUAGCAGCAACUGUUUCAGGUUGGGGUUAUCAAAGUUCAGGGGAUCAUUUACUAUCGUCGGAACUGAAAUAUGCCAUCGUUUAUACGGUUAAUCAACAGAAAUGUCAUGAAAGUUUAUAUUCUCAUGGCGGUAUAACAAAUGCCAUGUUCUGUGCUGCUGCCCGUAAUACGGAUGGCUGUCAAGGAGACAGUGGUGGACCCAUUACAAUAAAUGGUAUACUCGUGGGAAUGGUGUCAUGGGGAGUUGGUUGUGCCGAUCCAUAUUAUCUUGGAGUUUAUACCCGCUUAGCCUAUGCACCAAUACGUUUCUGGAUCAAGUUAUUAACUAAAUUGUAAUACAUUUAUGUUUGUUGAAAUAUUUGUACAGUUUAAGAAAUAUACCAAAUGAAAAACAAGUAAUAAAUUAUAGUCGGGCGAGGCCGACCAUAUAAUACCCUACACCUUUGACAAAAAUAUAAUGUGAUUUAUUUGCCAUAAUAAAGCAUUUAAAUUGAAUUGUACCUUGCCUCAGAUAUACA
This is a messenger RNA of Lucilia sericata (common green bottle fly), 618 nucleotides long. RefSeq names its product trypsin alpha-like. Gene Ontology annotation, molecular function: serine-type endopeptidase activity. The coding region runs from base 32 to 436 and encodes 134 amino acids. The transcript is spliced from 2 exons. NCBI's taxonomy places the organism in Eukaryota, Metazoa, Arthropoda, Insecta, Diptera, Calliphoridae. Gene Ontology annotation, biological process: proteolysis. The record is from RefSeq and is a predicted model, not a curated record.